Loa loa (African eye worm) is the source of this 1197-nucleotide messenger RNA. RefSeq names its product CMGC/MAPK/NMO protein kinase. Gene Ontology annotation, biological process: intracellular signal transduction; protein phosphorylation. The record is from RefSeq and is a predicted model, not a curated record. Gene Ontology annotation, molecular function: ATP binding; MAP kinase activity. The coding region runs from base 1 to 1197 and encodes 398 amino acids. The transcript is spliced from 11 exons. NCBI's taxonomy places the organism in Eukaryota, Metazoa, Nematoda, Chromadorea, Rhabditida, Onchocercidae. Gene Ontology annotation, cellular component: nucleus; cytoplasm.
AUGGAACAACAUGAUACACAACCCGAUCGUCCAAUUGGUUAUGGCGCUUUUGGUGUCGUCUGGUCAGUAACAGAUCCACGUAGUGGUAAACGUGUAGCGCUGAAGAAAAUGCCAAAUGUUUUCCAGAAUCUUGCAUCAUGCAAACGUGUCUUUAGAGAAAUUCGUAUGCUAUCCAGUUUUAGACAUGAUAAUGUAUUGUGUAUGAUCGAUGUUAUACAACCGCAGAAUCCUCAUUUUUUUCAAGAACUUUAUGUUUUAACAGAAUUAAUGCAAAGUGAUUUGCAUAAAAUUAUUGUCUCACCACAACCACUUACCACUGAUCAUGUAAAAAUAUUCGUUUAUCAAAUUUUAAGAGGAUUAAAAUAUCUACAUUCAGCAAAUAUUUUACAUCGUGAUAUCAAGCCAGGCAAUUUGCUAGUGAACAGUAAUUGCAUUUUGAAGAUUUGUGAUUUUGGAUUAGCAAGGAUGUGGGAUCCACAUGAACAGUUAGCUAUGACUCAUGAAGUUGUAACACAGUAUUAUCGUUCUCCGGAAUUAUUAAUGGGUGCACGAACAUAUACAGGAGCUGUAGAUGUAUGGUCAGUUGGUUGUAUAUUUGCUGAAUUAUUAGGAAGACGGAUACUUUUCCAAGCACAUGGACCUGUUGAACAGUUAAAUAUGAUUGUUGAUUUAUUGGGUACACCAAAUGAAGAAGAAAUGAAAACAGCAUGUGAUGGUGCUCGAAAACAUAUCCUUUCAUCACCAUUUCGACAACCAAAUUCACAAAAAAUUAUUCAAUUAACACAAGGGAAUGAUGAUGCAGCUGAUUUACUUACUAGAUUGGUAACAUUUGAUCCGGAAAAACGUGUCACAGUCGAUGUAGCAUUAAGUCAUCGAUAUUUGGAUGAAGGUCGUAUGCGUUUUCAUUCAUGUAUGUGUUCAUGUUGCUAUACAACACCAUCAAAUGUACGAAUUUUCUCACAAAUUUUAGAUCCAGUUCAUGAACAUCCAUUUGAUCCAAGAUGGGAGAAAGAAUUGUCACGUAUGUCAAUGUUUGAUUUAAGAGAUCGAAUGUACAGAUUUGUCACCGAACGUGCACCACCAUUUGGUGUAGCACUUACAAUUAAUCCAAACUCUGCCUCAUAUAAAACUUUUACUAGCUCAUCGGUGGCGCAACCAUCCGAAUUUCCGCCUUCACCAAAUGCAUGGGAUCAAUAA